Molecule: messenger RNA, 1161 nt
Organism: Sclerotinia trifoliorum
Lineage: Eukaryota; Fungi; Ascomycota; Leotiomycetes; Helotiales; Sclerotiniaceae
Source: the annotation of a GenBank genome assembly
UUUGUAUCAACCAACUUGAUAUGUCUACCUUGUAAUAGGUAAGAGCUAUCUUAGGUGCAUCAGUAUAAAAUAAUCAGGAAUAAAAUGAAUCUGAAACACGUGUUUUAUAUUUUAGUCCAGCACUAAAGCACCAUAGACUCCACAAAGUCCCCCAACUCUAACGUUUGAUUUCCCCACCUCACAUAUUUUAUUUCAUCCAUUAUUGUACACCUGCCGUCAGAGGCCCACAUUCGCUUUCAACAUAAAAAUAGAUUACCUACCUCCCAUAACCAUAUAGGACCAUAACCAAACAUCAAUCUCAUCACAGCUCAAUUCAAUCAAAAGCAAAAAUGUCACCCCCUCCAACCAAAGCAACCGUUCUCAUCUCCGGUACGGGCACCAAUCUUCAAGCUCUCAUCGAUGCUUCGCAAGGGACCAAUGACGCGCAACCUACCAUGCCGUAUUUGAACAUAAUUCGAGUUAUCUCAAAUCGAAAGGGCGUGGAAGGACUAAAGAAGGCAGAAAGAGCUCACAUCCCAACUACAUAUCACAAUUUGUUGGCUGGAAAGUAUCACAAAAAAGAUGAGAGGGAUCCCGCGGUGAUACAAGCUGCACGAGAAAAGUAUGAUGCGGACCUUGCGGAUCUCGUGAUUGCGGAUCAACCUGAUAUUGUAAGUCAAUUACCUUUACUAUCAUUUAUAUCUACCCGCUUCAAUGUUCACCACCAUCGAAAUGGUUCUAACAAUCGCCAGAUUAUCUGUGCUGGUUGGAUGCAUAUCCUCGCACCAACAUUCAUUGACCCCUUAACUGCAAAAGAGAUACCCAUCAUAAACCUUCAUCCUGCACUUCCAGGAAAAUAUGAUGGGGCUAAUGCUAUUAAACGGGCACAUGAUGACUUUGAACUGGGCAGGUUGGAGAAUAACAGGACGGGCAUAAUGAUCCAUUAUGUGAUUAGUGAAGUCGAUCGAGGAACACCAAUAUUGGUUAUAGAAGUGGAGUGUAAGAGUUCCGAAACUUUAGAAAAGCUCGAGGCGAGAAUGCACGAAGUGGAACACAAACUUAUCGUUGAGGGGUCGGCGAUGGCAAUAAAAGAGCUCUGGGCUCAGAGAAGUAGUGUAAACGCUUGAAAUUGUUAUUUUAAGAAUAGCUUUUAUUAAUAACGCCCCUUUGCACAUUGCUUAG